This is a messenger RNA of Sciurus carolinensis (gray squirrel), 1442 nucleotides long. RefSeq names its product neutrophil cytosolic factor 4 (gene Ncf4). Gene Ontology annotation, biological process: respiratory burst; superoxide anion generation; phagocytosis. The record is from RefSeq and is a predicted model, not a curated record. Gene Ontology annotation, molecular function: phosphatidylinositol binding; protein binding; superoxide-generating NADPH oxidase activator activity. Gene Ontology annotation, cellular component: NADPH oxidase complex. Lineage: Eukaryota; Metazoa; Chordata; Mammalia; Rodentia; Sciuridae. The coding region runs from base 174 to 1193 and encodes 339 amino acids. The transcript has 10 exons.
GCGGCUCCAGCCCCAGAGGCAGAGGAGGGGCUCCUCGGGGUCCAGCGAGCAGGGCGGGGCCUCCAGGAGCACAGGUCACGCCCGAGGUAGGGAAGCUGAGGAAGCGAGGGGUGAGCUCGGCCGGCCCGGGCUGGAGGGACCCGUCUCCGCCUGGUCCCCGAGCGCCCACCACCAUGGCCCUGGCCCAGCCGCUGCGGGCCGAGAGUGACUUUGAGCAGCUGCCCGAGGACGUGGCCAUCUCAGCCAACAUCGCCGACAUCGAGGAGAAGAGGGGCUUCACCAGCCACUUCGUUUUUGUCAUCGAGGUGAAGACAAAAGGAGGUUCCAAGUACCUCAUCUACCGCCGCUACCGCCAGUUCUAUGCCUUGCAGAGCAAGCUGGAGGAGCGGUUCGGGCCAGAGAGUAAGACCAGCCGGUUCACCUGCAGCCUGCCCACGCUCCCAGUGAAAGUCUACAUGGGUGUGAAGCAGGAGAUCGCCGAGAUGCGCAUCCCCGCCCUCAAUGCCUACAUGAAGAACCUCCUCAGCCUGCCUGUCUGGGUGCUGAUGGACCCCGACGUCAGGAUCUUCUUCUACCAGUCGGCCUAUGACGCGGAGCAGGUGCCUCAGGCGCUGCGCCGGCUCCGGCCGCGCACUCGCAAAGUCAAGAGCGUGUCCCCGACAGGCCCCAGCUUGGACCGCACGGAGGCUCCGCGGGCAGAGGCCGUGUUCGACUUCACCGGGAACAGCAAACUGGAGCUGAACUUUAAAGCUGGAGACGUGAUCUUCCUUCUCAGUAGGGUCAACAAAGACUGGCUAGAGGGCACAUCCCGGGGUGUCACAGGCAUCUUCCCAGCCUCCUUCGUGAGGAUCCUCAAGGACUUCCCCGAGGAGGACGACCCCACCAACUGGCUGCGCUGCUACUACUACGAGGACACCAUCAGCACCAUCAAGGACAUUGCUGUGGAAGAGGACCUCAACAGCACUCCCCUGUUCAAAGACCUGCUGGAGCUCAUGAGGCGGGAGUUCCAGCGGGAGGACAUCGCCCUGAACUACCAGGACGCCGAGGGGGACCUGGUUCGGCUGCUGUCAGAUGAGGACGUUCGGCUCAUGGUGAAGCAGGCCCAGGGCCUCCCCUCCCAGAAGCGCCUCUUCCCCUGGAAGCUGCACGUCACCCAGAAGGACAACUAUGGCGUCUACAACACGGCGCCCUGAGCCUGCAGUGGCCCUGGGGUGGGAGAGGUGGCCCCCUCAGAGACAAGUCGCUUGGCAAGACCUGGAGGACGUCUGGGACAUGCUGGUCCCGAGGCUGGCGGGCCUGCGGGAAGGGCUGGUCCCCGUCUCUACACCUGUCUCUGAGUUCAAUCAGCCUUUGAAUCCCAGAGGGCCAGGCUCGGGAACAGUGUCUUUUGGAGGGAAAGAAAGAGGGAAUAAACUAUCGCUAAAGGGCAUCAGCUGUGGGCC